AUGUCUGACGCCGGCCGCCAAUCUCUCACCGACAAGGCUACUUCUGCCGUCAAGCCCGACUCUGAAAAGUCUUACGUCGAGCAGGCUUCCGACUUUGUCUCUGGCAAGCUCGAUGCCGUCGCUUCUGCCGUCCAGCCUCAGGAGGAGAAGACCACCACCCAGAAGGUCGGUGACGCCAUCUCUGGCGACAACAAGAACCGAGACGUCGUCUAA
Molecule: messenger RNA, 213 nt
Organism: Cryptococcus amylolentus CBS 6039
Lineage: Eukaryota; Fungi; Basidiomycota; Tremellomycetes; Tremellales; Cryptococcaceae
Exons: 3
Coding region: 1-213 (70 amino acids)
Source: RefSeq, a predicted model, not a curated record